CAUGAACAUGUCUUCAGUCAGCGCAACGUAUUUUGGUGUUUAUUUUUACUCUUGCAAGUUUCGCUGGCGAGAUUUCUAGGUCGGCGGUACGCACUCUACACUGGGUAUCGAUUUGGCGAUUACUUCGAGGAGUUUCCAGUAUUUGUUUGUUAUCGCUCCCGCCUUCAUUUCAAUCGGCAUCAAUAUGGCAUCGGGCGCAGCAGCGAACAAUGCGCUUCUCAAUGCUGAAACGGAUUUUGGCUUGGAUUUGCUCCGACAAUCUCCAGCGAAUGCGGAGCUUGUCGUUUCUCCAGUUUCCAUCAUUCUUGCACUGACAAUGGUCCAGGCUGGUGCGAAAGGAAAGACAAAAGAGCAAAUCGAUGGAGUUAUAGCAAAAGGUGAGAAAAGCGCUGUUUGUCGUACAUGGUAA
Molecule: messenger RNA, 409 nt
Organism: Cylicostephanus goldi
Lineage: Eukaryota; Metazoa; Nematoda; Chromadorea; Rhabditida; Strongylidae
Source: the annotation of a GenBank genome assembly